AUUGACCAGGGGAGUUUUGUAUAAUUUCCUGUUAAUUAUUAACCUUCGUCAUCCGUAUUAGUAACAUGGCCGCUGGAGGCUCUUUGUCACGGCUCGUGUAUCCUGCGUGUGCUUUUGUCAAUAAAUAGUUUAUAUUUAGAAGAGAGGGGAGCAGCUUGUCCUCUUUCACUUUCGGCUGUAACCGCGGCAGUGAGCGGGGGAGAAGACGGCGAUGGCCACGGUCUCGCUGGCCCGGGACACUCUGUGCUGUCCCAUCUGCCUGGAGCUGCUAAGCGAACCGGUAACGCUGCCGUGCGGCCACAGCUUCUGCCGGGCGUGCAUUGGCCACCACUGGGAGGUGCAACAGCGAGGCGCCAGCGGCUGCAGCUGCCCGAGCUGUCGGCGCAGUUUCGAACCGCGACCCUGGCUCGGCACCAGCACGCUGCUAGCCCAGAUCGUGCGCUCCCUGGCGCAGGCUUCGCCACCGGCCGCCGGACCCGGGGACGUUCCGUGCGACUCAUGCCCGCGCCAGCAGCCGCUGAAGGCAGAGCGCUCCUGUCUGCAGUGCCAGGCCUCCUUUUGUCACAGUCACCUACAGCCGCACCGCCAGAGCCCGGCUUUCCGCCACCACCGCCUGGCACUGCCGCUCCAUGACCUGGGCCUGCGCCGCUGCCCCGCGCACGGCAAACCGCUGGAGAGCUAUUGCCGCACCGAGGGCCGCUGCGUGUGCUGGGUGUGCGCCCUGGAGGAGCACCGGGAGCACCAGGUCAGCACUGUGGAGGAGGAGGCGGCUCGCAGGCAGAAGCUGAUCAUGCAGCGGAAGAAGGAACUGGAGGAACACUUACAAAGCACGGCCAACGAGAUUGGAAAGUGGAUUCAAAACAUUGACUGUAUCAAGGAGACCACUCAGCGGGUGAAGGGAGAUGCCCUGGCCAAGUUCAGCGAGGUUUUUUGUGCAGUGGAGGCGGCGCAGAAGGAGGUAGUGGGCCUCAUCGAGCGCGAGCGGCAGGCCGAGCUGAUCCGGGCUGAGUGCGCACGGAAGGAGCUGGAGCAGAAGUGGACUGAGUUGAGACAGGAGAAGGUGCGGCUGGAGGCCCUGUCCCAGAUCGACGACAGCAUCGCCAUCUCACAGGAGUAUCUGGAUUUUAACGAGAUUGCAGAGAAUCCUGCUUCACCACCUUUACCGACCAAUCUGGACACUAAGCUGAUCAAGGUGGAGAGAGCCGUGUCCAGACUGUCCACUCUGAUCAAGGAUCAUGUUCAGACCACUUGGGCAAAGAACCUGGAGAACAUUAGCGCAACAGAUAUGGAGGAAAGCAGUCUGAACCCAUCGGAGAGUGCAGCCCUCCAGGAAGAUCCAAUGCUUCCCGAAAUGCAGAGUCGGGAGGACCUCCUGCAGUAUCGCUGCCAUCUUUCACUGGACCCCAAAACAGUGCAGAAGGAACUGAGCCUGAGUGACGGCAACCAGCGGGUGACCAACAUCUACCCGAGGUCAGAGGAGUAUGAGCCCGGCCCCGAGAGGUUCGACGUGUGCUCCCAGGUGCUGUGCUGCGAGCCCCUGAGCGUCGGCCGGUUCUACUGGGAGGUGGAGCUGAACGACGGCGAUGCUAUGAUCGGGAUCACCCACGCCCGCAUCCGCCGCAAGGGCUCGGACAAUUGCUGCAUCCUGGGCCGCAACCCCUACUCCUGGUGCGUGGAGUUCUGGUACAACAACGUCUCGGCCUGGCACGACAAUGAGGAGACGAGGCUGCAGGUGGGGAGGUAUGGCCGAAUCGGGGUGUGCUUGAACUGCCCGGCCGGCACCCUCACCUUCUACGGAGUGGCGGAGCAGAUUGCCCUCAUCCACCAGUUCCACGCCUCUUUCACUGAACCUAUGCACCCGUCCUUCUGGGUCUACUGUGAUACCACGCUCAGCAUCUCCCAGUGCCCCUGAACUCUGACCCCCAACCUUUUGCAGUGAAGCACUUUCCCAAUGAACAACGCGAAAGCUAUCAGACUUUUCCUGUCUGUGAUCUAUGCUAUCGGAAUCUGGCGCAGGUCCCAUGAGGACUCCUCUGCUGUCAUGGACUUUUCCUCACGUCAUCGCCAACAGUAGCAGUAAAGAUGGACAAUGUUGUAAAUUCUCAGCAGGUCAAGCAGCAUCUCCAGUGAGGGAAGCCAGGUUCAGUUGCUGAGAGGACUUAGAGAGAUGGAUAGGAUGAAAUGAGUGUCUCCAAUGGGACGGGUUAAUGUGGCAUUUAGAAGUAGAUAACUUCUAUAACUCUAUAAAGUGUUACUUGUGGAACUGUAGUAGGGCGCACCCAGUAGGUCAGGUGAUAUUGAGAGAGAGAGAUGGUAUAGAUGCUGAAAGGGGCAGUUCCGAUAUAGGAAGAGUGAGAACAAGUUGGAUAAUUUGGCAUUGUCCAAAGGCUGUACCAGGCCCAGAUGGAGGCUGAUAGAUCUUUCUACAUAUGAGGGGCCAUUCUGCAUGUUUGUGCUGGGCCUUGCUGUGACAGUCCAGAAUGUAAAUGCUUUCAGGAACAUUUUAUUACCCUCUGUUGCUGGAGCUUUGCUGAGACUUAGAGUGAAGACACGGGAGGUGAUGUUGGGUUUUCCUCCUUGAAUCUGGAUCAGGUUUAUUCCCAAACACAAGGAAAUCUGCAGACGCUGGAAAUUCAAGCAACACACACAGAAUGCCGGUGGAACACAGCAGGCCAGGCGGCAUCUAUAGGGAGAAGCACUGUC
Messenger RNA from Hypanus sabinus (Atlantic stingray), 2703 nucleotides. RefSeq names its product tripartite motif-containing protein 16-like. The record is from RefSeq and is a predicted model, not a curated record. Gene Ontology annotation, molecular function: protein binding; zinc ion binding. The transcript is spliced from 6 exons. NCBI's taxonomy places the organism in Eukaryota, Metazoa, Chordata, Chondrichthyes, Myliobatiformes, Dasyatidae. Bases 212 to 1912 code for a protein of 566 amino acids.